AUGGACUCGGAGUCGGUAACAGCCAACGAUUCACCACCAGCCGCCGCGCUCGACACUCCGGCGCGCAAGAAGCAGAAACGCAACAAGCCCACGUUGAGUUGCGAAGAGUGCGUCGAGCGGAAGACAAAGUCCCAAUGCAAAUAUUCCGACGCCGCCAACCUGAUCGCCGCCUCGGGCCGCAGCAUCACCCCUUUGCGAUCGCGGAAACCUUCCACCAAGCCUGCAACUGUCCCGGUGUCCUCGCUGCCCAAUGCCCAAGAGAAUCACACCAGCAGUAGUCCUCAGGUUCAUGUCCUUCCAGUCAACCCUCCGAGGCACAACUAUCGCAGUGCCUCGCUGUCGUCCACCUCCUCUUCCCCCUUUUUACUGUCAAACAUCCCUUACUCUAACCACACUUCCCCCUUCUUCGGACUAGGCUCCGAACAUCCUUUUGCAAAUUACUGGACCAAUCGUGGCGGCUUGGCAGAGGUCGUCGGCGCCCUGCCAGCAAAGGACCAUGCCGACAUACUCGUCGCCAAAUACUUUGAUGCCGUCGAUCCGGUAUACCCCAUGGUACAUCGCCGCAAUUUCUAUGCCGACUAUGAGCGCUUCUGGUCCCUGCCUGUAGAGGAGAAGCAGACUGCCGACCCUGUCUUGGUCGCCCUUCAUUUUGUCGUAUACGCCAUGGCUACCCAGUUCAUUCACAUGUCCAGUGAUCAUCAAAACCAAGCACAGCUUGCCGAAUUCUACGUCUCGGCCUCCCAACAAUCUCUGAGGUUAUCCUCAUAUCUCAGUAAAGCAUCCGUAAGGACACUGCAGGCCAUGGUCUUGAUAGGAUACUUCCUCAUGAAUGAUAACCACGCCUCAGACGCGUGGGCCUUUGGCGGAGUUCUGGUCCGUCAAUCGUACGCCAUGGGCCUUCACAGAGAUCCCGACAUCAUAUCUCCACGCUGCUCUCGCAGCGACAAACAGCAGCGGAGAAAGCUGUGGCAAGCCAUCUUCUUUCAGGACACAUUCCUCACUGUUCUUCUCAAACUCCCACCAACUGCAACCUUCUCUGACGUGCGUGUGGAAUCACUCACCGAUGACCUGGAUGAAUAUGCCAACGGGGCUACCAUGAGUAUCAGUAAUAUAGCACCCAUGUCAGACACGUUCCCCCCAUACGAGCUGGCCGACCGUCAGUACAUCAGAUCAAUGUGGCACAUGGCUCACUUAGUCCAACGCACCGUCUGCACACCACGUUCAUUGGGACACCCUCUCACCGACUCACCCGACGCCAAGACAAAACUCAUUGACUCCUACGACAGACUGCUUCGCUCGUUCCCCCCUGAACUAACGACAUCCGACAGCACAGCCAUCCGCGAUCUCGCAGACUCGAACCCCCGUCGCCUCCGCCAAAACCUGUUCCUACGAAGCAACUACUGGCACUGCGUCAUGGCCAUCCAGGCCGAUGAGAACGAAGCCGGCGAUGUAGUGUGCGACGUCAAGGGCGCCCUGGAAGCCGCACAAAUGGCCCUGCUGUCAUUCUUCCAUUUCUGGGAGUACCUUCGCGUGGACGCCGGGGUUUGGUGGGUUUUCCAGCACCGAGCUUUCGAGGAAGCGCUCCUCAUCGCCCGCAUCCUCGGCGUCCAAGAUCAAGCUCACGUAGACCCUGCUACAGACCCGUUCCUCGCCGUCGCCAAAGAAGAUGCUCGCAAAACUCUGGAUAUCUUGGAAAUGGUCAGCGCUCCUGAAGCGCGCAAGACGAGAACCGAUGUUCUGAAAACGGCUUUCAACGAUAUCAAGUGGUAG
Periconia digitata is the source of this 1770-nucleotide messenger RNA. Lineage: Eukaryota; Fungi; Ascomycota; Dothideomycetes; Pleosporales; Periconiaceae. The record is from the annotation of a GenBank genome assembly.